Messenger RNA from Populus nigra (black poplar), 1294 nucleotides. Its product is annotated as deSI-like protein At4g17486. The transcript has 3 exons. The record is from RefSeq and is a predicted model, not a curated record. Gene Ontology annotation, biological process: protein deubiquitination. Bases 295 to 954 code for a protein of 219 amino acids. Gene Ontology annotation, molecular function: deubiquitinase activity. NCBI's taxonomy places the organism in Eukaryota, Viridiplantae, Streptophyta, Magnoliopsida, Malpighiales, Salicaceae.
UGCCCAUAAAACAGAAGAUUCUCAUUCUUCUCUUUACCAGCUCUCAAAACCCAAAAAGAAAGAAAAAAAAUCAUUUUUUUAAAAAUUUCAUCAACCUCUCUUGAGAUUUGUUGGGCAGCGAGUGAGCGAGCGAGCGAGUUCAAUUUUAUUGAAACAGAUAACUAGUUGUUGAAAAAGACAUGAUUAUACAUCAUGUCACAUCCAUAUAAUGUUGUCACGGUUUAGUUUUUUCCUAGUACCAUAUGGUAAUUAGAGCAGUGUGCCUAAUGAGAAGAGAGGGGAAAGAAGAAGAAGAUGUGGUGUAGAAAGAAUUUGGGUUGUACUGAUACAGGAUCUGUGCCAGUGUACCUUAAUGUUUAUGAUCUGACACCAAUCAAUGGAUAUGCUUAUUGGCUUGGACUUGGAGUUUAUCAUUCUGGGGUUCAAGUUCAUGGUGUUGAGUAUGCUUUUGGGGCUCAUGAGUUUCCUACAACUGGAAUUUUUGAAGGAGAACCAAAACAGUGUGAUGGGUUUACAUAUAGAAAGACAAUCUUGAUUGGAAAAACAGAUAUGGGUCCUGAACAAGUGAGGGGAGUUAUGGAGGAGUUAGCAGAGGUAUAUAGAGGGAAUGCUUAUAAUUUGAUAACCAAGAACUGCAACCAUUUCUGCAAUGAUGCAUGCGUCAGGCUCACUGGUAAUCCCAUCCCUAACUGGGUUAAUCGGCUCGCUCGAAUUGGCUUUCUAUGCAAUUGUGUUCUUCCUGCAAAUUUAAAUUCAACCAGAGUUCAGAAUCAUAAAACUGAAGAUAAGGCUUGUGAAGGAGAGAAGAAAAAAUUGACAAGCGAGUCAAACAGAUUCACAUCUUCUAAUUCUUCGUCAUCUUCAUCAUCACCACCUGUAGUUCGCGGUAGAAGUAGAAGCAGGCGUGCUCUUCAACCAUCCUCGCCCUUGAUUCUCCGCGCCUCAUCUCCUUGAUGAUCUCUAAGAACUGAUUUUUUUAUUUCUUGAAAUUGUUCAAAGAAAACGAGGGGAAGCAAAAUCUUUAAUCACAGUCCCCCCUCUCUUUUCCUCAUUCUUUUCUUGGGGUUUUGUGGUGCUAACAUUUUGUUGAAGGGAUUAUGCAGGCAUGCAGCACAUAUAUGUAAAUGUGUAUGCUUUCAAUUUUUUUGGCAAGCGAUGUUGUUACGUCUCUGCAUUAUUGUCCAAACCAACCUCGUUUUGUUUGGUUUUCUUGCAACCAGCAAGGCUUUGCUUUGGCAAAUCUGUAGUAUUGCCUGAGAUAUCAAAUUAAUCAAGAGAAAUUGCUUGGUGCAAA